Molecule: messenger RNA, 2162 nt
Organism: Chinchilla lanigera (long-tailed chinchilla)
Lineage: Eukaryota; Metazoa; Chordata; Mammalia; Rodentia; Chinchillidae
Gene: Tesk1
Product: testis-specific kinase 1
Biological process (GO): protein phosphorylation; actin cytoskeleton organization; positive regulation of stress fiber assembly
Cellular component (GO): cytoplasm; nucleus
Molecular function (GO): protein serine/threonine kinase activity; ATP binding
Source: RefSeq, a predicted model, not a curated record
GCGGAGGCCCUGGAACCUGAACUUUACUCCGGGAAGGCGGCGGAGGGAGGAGCCGUCGGGCCGAGCGGGCGGGCCGGCGCCGAGCUCCCAGCCGCCGGGCCGGGCGGAGGCCCGGGCCGGGGCCGCCCCUCCUCCUACCGGGCCCUCCGCAGCGCCGUGUCCAGCCUGGCGCGCGUGGACGACUUCCACUGCGCCGAGAAGAUCGGGGCUGGCUUCUUCUCCGAGGUCUACAAGGUUCGGCACCGACAGUCAGGGCAAGUCAUGGUGCUGAAGAUGAACAAGCUCCCCAGUAACCGGGGCAACACUUUACGAGAGGUGCAGCUGAUGAACCGUCUCAGGCACCCUAACAUCCUAAGGUUCAUGGGGGUCUGUGUGCACCAGGGGCAGCUGCACGCGCUUACAGAGUAUAUGAAUGGGGGGACCCUGGAACAACUGCUGAGCUCCCCAGAGCCUCUGUCCUGGCCAGUCAGGCUCCACCUGGCUUUGGACAUUGCCCGAGGCCUGCGAUACCUGCAUGCCAAAGGUGUAUUCCACCGAGAUCUCACAUCCAAGAACUGCCUGGUCCGACGAGAAGCCCAGGGCUUCACAGCUGUGGUGGGUGACUUCGGGCUGGCUGAAAAGAUUCCCGUGUAUAGGGAAGGGGCAAGGAAGGAGCCGCUGGCUGUGGUGGGCUCCCCGUACUGGAUGGCUCCAGAGGUGCUGCGCGGUGAGCUGUAUGAUGAGAAGGCUGAUGUCUUCGCCUUUGGGAUCGUGCUCUGCGAGCUCAUCGCCCGAGUACCUGCAGAUCCUGACUACCUGCCCCGCACCGAGGACUUUGGCUUGGAUGUACCUGCUUUCCGAACCCUCGUGGGGGACGACUGUCCACUGCCUUUCCUGCUCCUGGCUAUCCACUGCUGCAGCAUGGAACCCAGCACCCGUGCCCCCUUCACUGAAAUCACCCAGCACCUGGAAUGGAUCCUGGAGCAGCUGCCUGAGCCGGCCCCCAUCACCAGGGCUCCCCUGACACACAGCCAGGGGUCUGUUCCAAGAGGAGGCUCCGCAGCCACGCUUCCCAGGCCAGACCCUCGGCUCUCUCGAAGCCGGUCAGACCUCUUCCUGCCCCCAUCACCAGAAUCACCCCCCAACUGGGGGGAUAAUCUGACACGAGUCAACCCUUUCUCACUACGGGAAGACCUCAGGGGUGGCAAGAUCAAGCUCCUGGACACACCCAGCAAGCCCAUCACCCCCCUGCCCCUUGUACCAUCAUCACCACUACCCUCCACCCAGCUGCCCUUGGUGACCACUCCGGAGACUCUGGUCCAGCCUGGGACGCCUGCCCGCCGCUGCCGCUCACUACCGUCAUCCCCAGAGCUUCCCCGACGUAUGGAGACUGCACUGCCAGGCCCUGGCCCUCCCCCCAUGGGCCCCUCCACCGAAGAGAAGAUGGAGUGCGAGGGCAGCAGCCCAGAGCCAGAACCCCCAGGGCCAACUCCCCAGCUGCCCCUGGCUGUGGCCACAGACAACUUCAUCAGCACUUGCUCCUCAGCCUCCCAGCCCUGGUCCCCUAGAUCAGGACCUCCCCUCAACAACAACCCCCCAGCUGUGGUGGUGAACUCUCCGCAGGGCUGGGCUGGGGAGCCGUGGAACCGGGCUCAGCAUAGCCUGCCCCGGGCAGCAGCCCUGGAGCGGACAGAACCCUCACCGCCCCCUUCAGCUUCGCGGGAGCCCGAGGAGGGCCUGCCCUGCCCUGGCUGCUGCCUUGGCCCCUUCAGCUUUGGCUUCCUGUCCAUGUGCCCUCGCCCCACCCCAGCUGUUGCCCGCUACCGCAACCUGAACUGUGAGGCGGGCAGUCUGCUCUGCCACCGAGGGCACCACGCCAAGCCACCCACGCCCAGCUUGCAGCUGCCUGGGGCACGCUCUUAGCGGUGGGGCCUGCCAUCUCAGGCCUCCAACUUCGGCCUUCUGGACGCCUUGUGAGGACAGAGCGGCACUUGCUGAACAACACCAGCCCCACAUGGGGGAGCCUCACCAUGGACUCGAGGGACACAGCACUUCCUACCCAACCCCUGGGCUCGCGGUCCUGUGGGGAUCACCGAACCAGACACGGCAUUGCUGACACACGAGACUAACACGUGCAGAUUAUUUAAAGAUAUUUCAAUAAAACUGCCUGGCUGGCUCCGGGC